CGCUCGCCGCUCUCCCACCCCCGGCCGAGGGAGAGCAACUCCCUUAGCAGGGCGCGCCGCCGAGUUGGCGAAAGGGGAGGAGGCGGGAGCGAGCCGCUGCAGCCGCAGAGAGGCCGGGAUCCCGGAGCGUAGCUCGCGGACCCCGCCGGGGUGGCCUCUGCAGCCGCGGGGACCCCGCGUUCGGGGCUCCCCUGCUCCCUUUCGUAAGUCGACUUGGCCACGCAGGCCAGUGAGGAACGCCCGGGGCCGGGGUGCAGAGCUGUCCCGCGGUGGCGGGUGCGGGGCUCGGAUCCCAGCCGCGGGGUGGCCGGGACGCCGGGACCCUUACCCCCUCGAGACUUUCACUUUCCCGCUGGGGAAAACUUGGGCGCCGCGUUGCUCUCGGGGGUGAGAGCUGGGGCGUCGGCCCCGGGGUGCCGCAUCGGGAUCCCGAGCUGAGCCCCCGCCUGGCUGCGCGCCUGCCGGUGUCGGCGCGCAGAUGGAGCCCGGAGCUACUGUGGGCGACCCCGCCGCGCGCCAAGCGGACGCCGCAACUUCGGGAACCCGCGCGGCGGCCGGGAGUCGCGCGGCGUGUGCGCACCAGGGUUUCCCCAGACUCUCCCGAAGCGGUGAGGACGCGGCUCCGGCAUGCGCCCUUUCCCGAGGCGGUGGUCGCGCAAUCUAGGACCUCCCGGCCGGGGCGCCAGGAAGAACCGCUCAGGCGAGGGACGCUGAGAGGCAGGGUCACGACGCUCGCUUUUCCCGACUAGCCCGCCAGCUUCGCCCCAGCCUCGGGCCGAGCGACGCUGCGGGAGACCCGGCCGUGGGCGUCCUCGCCCGGGGUAGGCGGGAGAAUGAAGGCAUUCAAAUGUUGUUUUAAAUACCCAGCACAGCAGAAAGUUUUCAUCUUAUUUGUAACUCUGUGGCUGUUCUCCCUGUUGAAGCUUCUAAAUGUGAAAAGCCUCUUCUUCCCUCAAAGAGAUAUUUACUUGGUCGAGUCCUUCCUGAGUACCUCGCCUUUUGUAAGGAACAGGUACACUAAUGUGAAGAAUGAAGUCAGGUAUGACGUGAACUGCUCAGGGGUCUAUGAACAGGCUCCUUUGGAAAUCGGCAAGAGUCUGGAAAUAAGAAGGAGAGACAUCAUUGACUUGGAUGAUGAGGAUGUCGUGGCAAUAACCAGUGACUGUGACAUUUAUCAGACCCUGCGAAGGUACCAUCAAAAGCCCGUUUCAAGGGAGGAGAAGAGCUUCCCCAUAGCCUACUCUUUGGUCGUUCACAAAGAUGCCAUUAUGGUUGAAAGGCUACUCCAUGCUAUAUACCACCAGCACAAUAUUUACUGCAUCCACUAUGACCAUAAGUCACCUGAUGUCUUCAAAGUUGCCAUGAACAAUUUAGCCAAGUGCUUCUCCAAUGUUUUCAUUGCCUCCAAAUUGGAGACAGUGCAAUAUGCGCACAUUUCCAGACUCCAGGCCGAUCUGAAUUGCUUGUCAGACCUCCUCAAGUCCUCAGUUCGGUGGAAAUACGUUAUCAAUCUGUGUGGGCAAGAUUUUCCAUUGAAGUCAAAUUUUGAAUUGGUAUCAGAGUUGAAGAAACUCAACGGAGCAAAUAUGUUAGAAACGGUGAAACCCCCAACCAGUAAAAUGAAAAGAUUCACUUAUCACUAUGAACUCAGACAGAUGCCUUAUGAAUAUGUAAAGCUACCAGUAAGGACAAACGUCUCCAAGGAAGCCCCCCCUCAUAACAUUGAGAUAUUUGUUGGCAGUGCUUAUUUUGUUUUAAGUCGGGCAUUUGUGAAAUACAUUUUCAACAACUCCCUCGUUAAAGACUUUUUUGCCUGGUCUGAAGAUACGUACUCGCCGGAUGAACAUUUUUGGGCUACCUUAAUUCGGGUACCAGGAAUACCUGGGGAGAUUUCUAGGUCAGCCCAAGAUGUGUCUGACUUGCAGAGUAAGACCCGCCUUGUCAAAUGGAACUAUCACGAAGGCCUCUUGUAUCCACGAUGUACGGGCUCCCACCUUCGAAGUGUGUGUAUCUUUGGGGCAGCAGAAUUAAGGUGGCUGAUAAACGACGGGCAUUGGUUUGCUAAUAAAUUUGAUUCUAAGGUGGAUCCUGUCUUGAUUAAAUGCCUGGCGGAAAUGCUUGAAGAGCACCAGAGACAAUGGAUCACUUUAUCUUCAAAAAACUUACUUAGGGCUAAAAAUCCCAUAAUCACAUCAUGAUGAAAUCAUGAUAGAAGGAAGGUGUCUGAUAAAUAGAGCUCUUAUGGACUUGUAUGCCCUACUGGGCAUACUGGGGUUCCACUUGAACUUAACCUCCUCAUAGUUUGCGAGGUGUCCAUAAUUCCAUGCACAAAGGCGACAAUUAGCCUGAAUUUGGUUGGGUGUUUUUAUGUUUGUUUCCUUGUAACCUUAUGGAGCUAAAUCAGAGAUUCUAAAUGGUCCAUUAUCAGAGCUCAGAAACUACUGAGCUCCAGCUGUAUGCCAGGUACUUUUAUAGAAACACGGAGGAAUUUAAUCCAAAUUGCAAUGAGUUGUACAAUGCCUUCAAGGCUUGCCCUAGCCCCACAGCAACCUUAAUAUCUUACAUUUUCCUCAUAGCAAUCAAGAUUCUACAGAAAAGGUGUUGGAGUGUGGGAUAAUCAUGUAACCAUUGAAACCACCAGUUUCAGGGUAGUGUUUAUGUUCAGUGACCAACACUCCACUUGUCUUUUAAUUCAGCUCCCUAGACUUUUCUUAACCAUUAGAAUAUUUGAAGGAGAAACCACUACCUCAGGAAAGCUCAAACGAUUGUCCAAUUUCUUCCUUGCCAAAGCAUAAUUUUCCUAUUGGUGCCUCACCCUUUGAGUUCAGAGUCCAAAGACUCUGUUGGCGGGACAUUUACAGUGGGUGAAUGUCAGGGAGGCUGGGUGGGGCCUGAGGGGAUUGGGAUAAAUGGUGCCUGAAGAGAAACAAAGGGAUCUGUAGGACUUUCACAUCAUGUUACACAAUGGCUUCGUGAAUGAUCUCUUUUUAAUUCAAUUAGUUCUUUAAAAUUAUUGAUUAAAUAUAAGAACUUGAUUAAUAGUUCAAAGUGUUACACUCCCAAAUGUUGAACCUAAGUCUUCUAGCUCCUAGAUUAUCCUUAUAUGUAGGGUUCUUUUAUAGUGGAAUUAGUGUAAUUUUGUUUUAUGGAACCAUUAAGCUAAGAAUCACUGAAUUUUCUCGAAAAGGUUUGUAAAAUAUGACAG
Molecule: messenger RNA, 3205 nt
Organism: Mustela lutreola (European mink)
Lineage: Eukaryota; Metazoa; Chordata; Mammalia; Carnivora; Mustelidae
Gene: GCNT4
Product: glucosaminyl (N-acetyl) transferase 4
Exons: 2
Coding region: 834-2198 (454 amino acids)
Cellular component (GO): membrane
Molecular function (GO): acetylglucosaminyltransferase activity
Source: RefSeq, a predicted model, not a curated record